This is a messenger RNA of Suillus subaureus, 1302 nucleotides long. RefSeq lists its product as uncharacterized. The transcript has 3 exons. The record is from RefSeq and is a predicted model, not a curated record. Bases 1 to 1302 code for a protein of 433 amino acids. NCBI's taxonomy places the organism in Eukaryota, Fungi, Basidiomycota, Agaricomycetes, Boletales, Suillaceae.
AUGUCCCAUGUCCUCCCACGGCCGCUUCCUGAGUCAGAGACUGCUACACUAUCGGCUUUGCAGUUGGAACGCCUGAUCAAAACUGCAAUGCACGUCGAGCGGGUGUGGCUGCUGCCUAGAAGGGACUCUUUUCUCGUCCGGGAACUAUGUGUUUCAGAUGACAUUGAAAACUCAAUCCCUCGUGUCCGAUACCUAGCUUUUGUCUCCGACCAUUAUUUGCUGUCCUUGGGCUCUGGGGGAAAAAUCAACUUGUGGAAAAUCAACGAUGUUUUCGCACCUUUCGCUGCAGAGGUUUAUGUCACCUAUGCUUCUUCAACAUGGUAUCCUUGUGCAUAUCAUAUGAACACAGCUGGCUCCAUACUUGCUAUUGCAUUAACGCAUGUUGAACUCGUUGCUGCGAGAGUCUUAACCAUCUCUCUCGAUACCGGUGGUUUGUCAGAUUCAGGUCCUCCACUUCUAGUCACUCAAGGAGAAUUUUCAAUAUUUCCACCACAAGUCAUCAGGGCGAUUGAUGCCGACUUAGAGCUCGCUUUGCUGUCUAACACUGCCUUAUCAUUCGAAGUUGUGAACUGGAGAACCAAAGCUCAAGCUACAAUAGCUCUUCGUGCUAAUGAUCCUGGAGAUUUAUGGAAUGGCAUCACCGCCAUGCGAAUAUGUGGACCGUAUAUCCUGGUUUUUAGAAUGCACACCGUCGAGGCGUAUCCUCUCCCCUCGCAUAUAUCUUCUGGAGUUGGAGAGCAUUCUGAUAUUCUACCCCAACUCACAUUCAGAUUCCCACACACCAUGACCUACCGCCGUGUAUCUCUCACGAAAACUACGUGCAUCAAAGACGAUGAAUCCGAAAUUUAUGGGCUAUCCGCGCUUGCAAACGAUCUAUUCCAUGGCAUAUUUCAUUUUUAUGUGAAGUUGGCAGUGCGUGCCUUGCCAUCAUUGUCGGUCUCGCCUUUGGGAGUCCGUCCCAUGGCAGUCGCUUCGCCACAAUUUGACGUGGCGCCAUUGCCUGAAGAUUUAUCGCAACCACUGGCGCCUCCAGUCCCGUUUGGAAUUGUGCAGGACACGAGGACAUUUGUAUCAGCUUGGGCAUUGGGAGACUACGGCAGACGUGGGAUCUGGGUAGCAAGGUCGCGGACCAACAUGAUCCGCACCGUUGUGGCAUUCACAAAUCCUCCGGAUGUUAGCAAUACAUUAGGAGAAACCCGUGUCUGGAAUAAUGAUUUACUGCAGGCAAACAUCGACUCGGAAAGGCCAAGGCUAAUUAACGGCCAAGUGGUUCACGAUAUACCCUUACGAGGUUGGUCUUGA